AUGUGCUUUUAAGUUAAUUUUGAUUCGAAACACGUAAAUGUUAAUUAAUAAACAAUAAGAGGACUUACAAAAGAAUGUCUAUUUUCUAUUAAUCAUUUAUAUUCACAUAUACUUUAACAAUUUUAGUAUUGUCCAUUUUUGCCUGGAAUGUUAUAAUUUCAUAAUUAUCAAUUAGUAAUAUAGUGAUCUCACAAAGCCUUAUGUUGACAGAAUAUAGAAUUGGGAAUUGGACCCAAUUUAUGAAGUUUAUAAAUAAGACAUUUGCGAAUCUGAUUCAGAUGACUUCUUUAAACUGUAGUAGGGAUAAACAUAUUAUACUAAAUGGACAAAUUCAAAUUAAGUAUUUUCCCUUUGCAUAAGAAGAUUAAAAGAUUACAACUUCGUACAGAGUAAGGCUUAACUAAUUAAUAUAGAAUAUCAGAUAUACCCUAAAUGUUUAGAUACUGAGGAAUUAUGCGGUGGAGUAUAUGUUUAGAAUAAGUAUUGUGCACCAAAAGGAUAGUGUCCAAUUAAUAGUAUGCUAUUUGUAACUGGAGAUGGUAAGAUAGAUUAAUAUUGCAAGAGUUGAAGAAGGUUGAUUAAACGAAAUACACAACUCAGUUGUAAAUAAAUGAUAACUUUUACUUGGUAACAUCAACCUUGGCUGAGAGUCUGCCAAUAAAUCAACUUGAAAUCUAUGGGACAUCUCCUUGUGUUGUUAGUUAAUUUACAAAUUACGAUACUAUCUUUUCUAAUGCAUUUUGUGAGAAUGAUACAGCCUACACUCUUUUGAAUCAAAUUGAUGAAAUGACAUUUGCAACUUCAAAUGGGUUUACUUCCAAUACUGCUGACAAGUAUACAAUUUAAUAUCAUUUUAGAGUUGGUAUAUAUUCUCGUAGUUACACCUAAUUUAAUAUUGAAUGUAGACAGUAGAAUCUAAUUACGUGGGGGAUCAGAACUCUAAAAGACAGUGAUGCCAUUUAUCCUGUUCUAUCAAUACUAAUGAUAACUAGUAUAAUUCACUUUGGAUUGGUUGGAUUUGUCUAGUCUUUGUAUUACUUUAUGUAAGUUCAAUAUUAAGCCCCAACAAACAAAAGUGUUCAUUAAGGAUUGUUACUAGUCAAAAUAUUCAUCUAGUAUUUUCAUUCAGCAAUGAUUACCUUGGCUUUUGGGUUGUGGAUAGAUAUCAAAUUAUUUCUACAAAUAUCAUACGAUUUGAAUUGCAGUGACACAUAAACAGAUACCUUCAUAAGUAACGAAUUAGAUAACAUUGAUAAAUAAUGGAAAUUAAGCUUUAUUAUGUUUUUGUUGUUUGUAGCCUUCGCUUUACUUGAGUGUACUGCAUUCUCUAUUUGUUUGGAUAAGAAACUUAAAAAAAAGAUAGAACCAAAAUAUAGAUAGAUCACAUUCUCAACUGUCAAUCAAUCUCAAUUAGGAACCAAAUCGGAUAAUUCUAAUUUAUAUAUGUAUUUUAAACCCUAAUUCAAUUUGCAAUAAGAACUAAAUCUAUAAUAAGAAUUGGGUGCUAAAUAGAUUGAUUAAUUGGAAUUUCCAAAUUAAAUUUUAGAGAACUAAUAGCAAUUCAAUAAUAAUGAACCAUCUAUUUCGAUGAAACAGUCUAAUUCAAUUGAUCCAUCCCUUUAAUAGUCAAUUCAAAGUCCCAUUAAAUAGCAAUCAUUAGACAAAUAACAAUCAUUAGAUUAAUAAAAAAACAGUCAAGCUCCGUAUAUGUAAUAGAUGCAACAAAAACCAAGUUAGCGAUUGUAAUAAUAAGGCUAUACAAUACCUCAACAAUAAAUUGAUUUAGCUAACUUUUAAUCUUAAUAAGUUCCCAUUCAGAAGCCUUCAAUGAAGUAUGAUAUUGAUGAUCAAAUUGAUAGUGAAGAGUAGAAUAAUCGCACUUAUCAAGUUCACAAAUGA
Messenger RNA from Paramecium octaurelia, 1899 nucleotides. Lineage: Eukaryota; Ciliophora; Oligohymenophorea; Peniculida; Parameciidae. The record is from the annotation of a GenBank genome assembly.